Chaetomium strumarium is the source of this 1125-nucleotide messenger RNA. Its product is annotated as heterokaryon incompatibility protein-domain-containing protein. Bases 1 to 1125 code for a protein of 374 amino acids. NCBI's taxonomy places the organism in Eukaryota, Fungi, Ascomycota, Sordariomycetes, Sordariales, Chaetomiaceae. The record is from RefSeq and is a predicted model, not a curated record. The transcript has a single exon.
AUGCUGGAGAAUGUCUCACUUGACUCCGUGCCCCCUUACGAGGCUAUUUCCUACGGAUGGCAAGACACUGGUACCGUCGAUGUCCAUGAUGUUGGCAUCAAGGCCAAUGGCCACAUCACUCAAGCGCAAAACAAACUUACCAUCACGAAGUCGCUGUUUGCCGCGCUGGGCGACAUUCGACGAGCCACGCCUGCUUUGAAGACCCGAACUGUGUGGGCGGACGGCAUCUGUAUCAACCAGCGCGACACUCCCGAGAGGAACGCGCAGGUCCGGCUCAUGGACCAGGUGUACACCAAAGCGCAGCAAGUGAUUACCUACAUUGGCGAGGGCGAUAGCAACACCCAGUCUGCCAUCGCACUGGCCGAGAAGAUGCUAGCAGUGGGUAGGGCCUCGGAGCCUGUUACGAGGCACGAGAAGAGAGAAGAGAGAGACAAGCAGCAGUGUGAGCUUCUGGGAAUCGAAUUUACCGACUUCAUCAAGCCGCACCCCAGUCCGAUAGUCGGAGCGUUGCAGUCCAUGCUGGAUGCCCCAUGGAGCAGGCGACUCUGGAUCGUCCAGGAGUCUGUCCUGAACUCCCACAUGCUCAUGAUGUGCGGUCCACACGAGAUGCCCUGGACAAUGUUACACGACCUUGGGCUCUUGAUGUCAGAAGGGAAAUUGGUCCGUGUUGUCCGGUUGGGCGAUCUGGGCAAUCCUGACUUUGAAAACGGCAUGCUCUCGUCAUGGCAGAUGAUCCGGAGGAUGGGCUGGUUCCGCGAAAGGUUCUUCAAGGCCAAGCGGCUUGCCAUGAUUGACCUGAUCCAUUUGACCAACAAGAUGCUCUGCUUCGACCCGCGAGACCGGAUAUAUGCCUUGUAUGGCGUAUUCCGCGCCAUAUCCGCAUCCCCGUCGGAGUUUGAUCUAGAGGUUGAUUACAACAAGACGGUUGCUCAAGUAUACAUCGAUGCGGCACAACUUUCCAUGACCCGAUCCGGCGGUCUGGGUGUCUUUGCAACAAUCCAAUUCGAACCAGAGCAGCCCGGUCUGCCGUCCUGGAUGCCGGACUGGGAACUAGCGGAGAAGACAGACAUAUUUCGGCUGAGUUGCGAGCAAGCCUACCACGCUUCUGGAUGCACUAGACCGUAG